This is a messenger RNA of Penicillium cinerascens, 588 nucleotides long. RefSeq lists its product as uncharacterized. NCBI's taxonomy places the organism in Eukaryota, Fungi, Ascomycota, Eurotiomycetes, Eurotiales, Aspergillaceae. The transcript has 4 exons. The record is from RefSeq and is a predicted model, not a curated record. Bases 1 to 345 code for a protein of 114 amino acids.
AUGGAACGCGCUACAGAUUAUACCUGGAGGGCUUAUGAGGAUCGUACACUCUCUGAGCUUCUACAGUUUGAUUCUACGCCCGAUACAGAGGAUAUAAGCGGUUAUGUCGACCCGUUUGGCAGCGGGCAAGAAUUUGAAACCGCAAUUCCUGACCCAGACGAGGCACCUAAUAUUCCCACUCCCUUAACCUUUCACCCAACUCACGCUAUAUCAGCUGCUGUGAUUGAGUACGUACCUUUGCUCCCAGAGUAUCCCGAAACUCAUGAUGAUGGGUUUGCGUAUAUCGUGAGUAUCGAUAAACAUAAACCAGAGGAGCUACGACGUAUUAUGAAAUCAGCUAUAUAACGCAAUCAAGAAGAAGUUUCUUCGGGGUGUCGCGUGUAAAUUCUCUCGUCAAGGUUGUGAACCUAUAUUUCGCCAGCACUAUCACGAUAACGUAUCUGGCAUGCAUAGCUAUUAUAUAAGCUGCGCGAAUUCAUCACGAGAGAACCGUCAAGAUCACUUCUACACUUCUCUAAUCCCAAAAGAGAGAUCACUUGAUAUAGAACUUCUACAGAAGCUUCUAGCCUCUACUUAUCAGCCUAGACC